Messenger RNA from Homarus americanus (American lobster), 528 nucleotides. RefSeq lists its product as uncharacterized. Gene Ontology annotation, biological process: DNA integration; DNA transposition. The record is from RefSeq and is a predicted model, not a curated record. Lineage: Eukaryota; Metazoa; Arthropoda; Malacostraca; Decapoda; Nephropidae. Gene Ontology annotation, molecular function: DNA binding. Bases 1 to 528 code for a protein of 175 amino acids. The transcript has a single exon.
AUGUCCAGGAGGGUUAUUACAAGAGACGAUAUUGCAGCAGUGAUUGCAUUGUACAAAGCAAUCCAUGUACUGAGAGAAAUUUCUGCUCAGACUGGUGUGGCAUUACGAGUUGUUAAAAAUCUUGCCAAACGUUUCCGUGACCUUGGAGAGGACGAGUUACCAGCUCCAUUACCUAAGUUUGGUAGGCCUAAAUUAUGGUCUCCACGGACACUUCAGGUUAUUUCUCGACAAGUUGGGUCCAAUCCCUCACUCACAGCACAUGAAGUGAGAGAGAGAAACCCCUGUCUUUUGAGUCACGUCUCGUUACGUUGUGUUCAACAAGUCCUGCACGAUGACCUGGGAUUUAAGAGCUUUCGUGCCCGCCGUAAACCUCUUUUGACAAAAAAGCAGAAGGAAAAUAGAGUGAAAUUUUGCAAGAAAUAUGAAGUGUGGGAUUUAGAGACAUGGAAAAGUGUAUUGUGGUCCAACGAGGCUACGUUUUCUGUAACUGGGAGUAGUGGUGGGAGGGUGUACCGCCCGCCCCACUGA